AUGCAGGUGUAUGCCCGUAUGUCAGAAGUCUUAGGAAUAACAGAUGACAACCAUGUUCUAGAAACAUUCAUGACAAAAAUUGUUACAAACCUUAAGUACUGGGGAAGAUGUGAGCCUGUAAUUUCAAGGACUCUUCAGUUCCUAAAUGACCUUUCAGUUGGCUAUAUCCUUUUAAAAAAACUUGUGAAAAUAGAUGCUGUGAAAUUCAUGCUAAAAAACCACACGAGUGAACACUUUCCAUUUCUUGGCAUCGGUGAUACUUACAGUCUCAGUGACUUCAGGUGCCGAACAACUUUCUACACAGCCCUCACUCGCCUUCUGAUGGUAGACCUAGGUGAAGAUGAGGAUGAAUUUGAGAAUUUUAUGCUGCCUCUCACGGUCUCCUUUGAAACAGUUUUGCAAAUAUUUAACAACAGCUUUAAACAAGAAGAAGUGAAGCGUAUGUUGAUCGGGCUGGCGAGAGAUCUUCGAGGGAUUGCCUUUGCACUGAACACAAAGACCAGCUACACCAUGCUGUUUGACUGGAUGUAUCCAGCCUAUCUUCCAGUUCUUCAGAGAGCUAUUGAGCGAUGGUAUGGAGAACCAGCAUGUACUACUCCAAUCUUAAAACUUUUAGCAGAACUGAUGCAAAACAGGUCUCAGCGUUUGAAUUUUGAUGUAUCCUCUCCUAAUGGAAUUCUUCUCUUCAGAGAAGCAAGCAAAAUGAUUUGCACUUAUGGAAAUCAGAUCCUGUCUCUUGGGAAUCUCUCAAAAGAUCAGAUUUAUCCAAUGAAACUCAAGGGCAUAUCCAUCUGCUAUUCAGCUCUCAAAUCUGCCUUAUGUGGAAAUUAUGUCAGCUUUGGCGUCUUCAAGUUGUACGGGGACAACCAUUUUGACAAUGUACUCCAGGCCUUCGUGAAAAUGCUGCUCUCAGUGUCCCACAGUGACUUGCUGCAAUAUCGGAAACUGAGCCAGUCCUAUUAUCCCCUCCUGGAAUGUCUUACCCAGGACCACAUGAGCUUCGUCACCAACUUGGAGCCCCCUGUGCUCCUGUAUGUUCUCACAUCUCUCUCAGAGGGGCUCACCACUCUUGAUACAGUCAUCUCCUCCAGCUGCUGCACAAGUUUAGACUACAUGGUCACCUACCUCUUCAAGUACAUAGCAAAGGAGGGCAAGAAGCAGCUUCGCUGCAGAGAGUCUGUGCAGGCCGGCCAGAGGCUGCUACACUUUAUGCAGCAAAACCCAGAUGUGCUACAGCAGAUGAUGUCUGUCCUUAUGAAUACCAUUGUCUUUGAAGACUGUCGGAACCAGUGGUCAGUAUCUAGGCCUCUCCUAGGUCUCAUCUUGCUCAAUGAGAAGUAUUUCAGUGAACUGAGAGCAAGCCUGAUCAACAGCCAGCCUCUGCCCAAGCAGGAAGUCCUUGCCCAGUGUUUCAGGAACUUGAUGGAAGGAGUGGAACAGAACCUGUCUGUCAAGAACAGAGACAGGUUCACACAGAACCUCUCCAUCUUCAGAAGAGAUGUGGCAGAGGCGUUGCGUAGUGACAGCCACUCUGAGCUGUGUAGCCUGGACAUGAUGAGCUGACCCGCCUCCCGAGCACGCACUGUGCAGCUUCUGUCAAGAGACUUGGAGUCCGCGUCUGCGAUGCUGGCGCCCAGAGAAUGUGUUCUCAGAACAAGCAACAAAGCCCUACAUUUUUAUAAGUCUGACCUAAUUAUAGAAAUUCAUAAUAGUGUGCAUACAGUGUAAAUUCAGUAUGCAAAGCGGAACAUGUUUUUAGUCUGUCUGGGUUCCCACAAUACUGAGAAGUCUAGAAACUAUAUUUAACCAAAGAAUAUAAUAAACAAGCCUAGCACCCAGUCGUGGCUCUGAGAUCAAGGUUGUCGAUUUGAAGAUGCAGCCCACAGUGUGGGUCCUGGAUUGAGACAAUUGCCAUUUGAACCUGUUGAAUUGAUAGUUUUUACAUCUGGAAAACACUACAUUAGGGACUCUGGGCUGUGGGCAUUUAGAGGGAGCCUGGGUUUGCUAUAAAGCCUCCCCCAGGACUGCACAUCGGCCUCUCUGCCUCAGCAGCAUCUGAUAAAGUUGAGAGACAGUAACACAAUUAAAUGGCUUACAAACAAUGUUUGCUUUCCACUGGCAUAAAUCUGAAGUGGUUCCGUCUAGAAGAAUUAAGCCGUGUGCUUGCUGCCUGCAGAAAGAUGUCUUUAGGGCUCUGGAGGCCUCAGGAAGAAGUUCUGGGUGCUCCAGGACCUGGUCCUUUUGGCCCCAUUUGAUCUGAAGAGGAGCUGAAAGUGGCAUGUAGUGUUUGGAGCAGCUCUGCCUUCAGUUCAGGUGCAGGCUGUCAGUUCCCAGAGGACAGAGUUGCCUUCCAUCUUCUACACUUUUAACCACUGUUGGAUUGUGACUUCAUCCAAACACAGGAAAUGGAGGCCUUUUCAGUCUGUGACCCGCCAUAACUAAGCUAUUAAUUUGACAUUGCCACUGUCAAGCGGGCCUCCUAUCUUACUGCUCUGUCCUCGUGGUUCAGGCUUACAAUAAACACUGUGCCCAUUAUUUCUGAUAAGACAUGAAAGGUUGGCCUCACUGUUGCAGAGAAGAAAUCCACAGGCUCUUCUUGUAAUCUCGUUUCUCAGACAGUGUUUCUUCAAACCUUUCUUGAUAGUUGCGUUGGCAACAGGCUUGUCAUAUAAAAUUGAGUCACCUAAGUUUAUCUUAAAGUGUUUGUCUUCUGUGUGCAGAAGGGAGUCAGGGGACAUUAUGGUCUGGAUGAGACUGCUUGUGGUCUUUAAUGACAAAGAGCCUGAACCUUCUUCACCCCACUCUAUUAGGAAUGGAACUUCCUAGAGAAGACAAGUCCCAGACUUUGGAACAUCAGCUUUCAAAGGAGCUUGACAAGAAUUUCUCUUUGGUUUUUGUUUGGUUUUUAAUUUGUUUAGUUUUGGUUUUUUGAGACAGAGCCUUGCUGUGUAGCCCAGGCUAGCCUGGAACACACUGUGAUUCUCCUGCUGCAGCCUCUUCAGUAGAGGUUGACAAGUGUGGGCCACAAUGCCUGGCUUCUUGGGUUUGGGGUAUUUGGGGCUGGGUGGUUGUAACUGCACCUCAUUUCCACAAACACGCUGCUAACCCCGUCCGAGCGCUGUUUCUUUACAAAUGCCGAGGGUCGGAAACACUAUAUUGUUUGCA
Messenger RNA from Alexandromys fortis (reed vole), 3165 nucleotides. Its product is annotated as ran-binding protein 17-like. The record is from RefSeq and is a predicted model, not a curated record. Gene Ontology annotation, molecular function: nuclear export signal receptor activity. Lineage: Eukaryota; Metazoa; Chordata; Mammalia; Rodentia; Cricetidae. The transcript has 14 exons. Gene Ontology annotation, biological process: protein export from nucleus. The coding region runs from base 1 to 1563 and encodes 520 amino acids. Gene Ontology annotation, cellular component: cytoplasm; nuclear pore.